Messenger RNA from Trichoderma atroviride IMI 206040, 1548 nucleotides. RefSeq lists its product as uncharacterized. Gene Ontology annotation, biological process: transmembrane transport. The record is from RefSeq and is a predicted model, not a curated record. Lineage: Eukaryota; Fungi; Ascomycota; Sordariomycetes; Hypocreales; Hypocreaceae. Gene Ontology annotation, cellular component: membrane. Gene Ontology annotation, molecular function: transmembrane transporter activity.
AUGAUUGAUGAUAAAGAUGAAAUACCUACCAACGACAUAGAGAAGACCGCCCCAGUCAGAAUUAUUGACAGCAUACCUGUGCUGGGCCUGAGCGAAGAUGAUGCAGCCUUCUAUAAUAGCAUAACACGAGAUCAGAGGAAGAGAAUUAUCAGAAAGAUUGAUCUACGACUUGUACCAAUGCUGGCGAUUCUCUAUCUCGUCUCACAGCUCGACCGUGCAAAUAUCGGAAAUGCAAAAAUUGAAGGACUUUCCGAAGAUCUCCAUCUAGUCGGCAACCAGUAUAACAUUGUGUUAGCCCUCUUCUUCAUACCAUACAUCUUGCUCGAAGUCCCCAGCAACGUCUUAUUGAAGAAGUUCAAACGCCCCUCCUACUAUCUCGGCUCGCUUGUCACGAUUUGGGGAAUUGUUAUGACCAUGCAUGGAGUUGUUCGCAACUUUGGCGGACUGCUAGCUGUGCGACUGCUGCUUGGUGUGUUUGAAGCAGGAUUUUACCCUGGUGCAAUUUAUCUGUGUACAUUUUGGUACAUGCCAAAAGAGCUUGCCACGAGAAUUGCCUACUUUUACUGCACCAGCGCUUUAUCUGGAGCAUUCUCAGGUCUCUUGGCUGCUGCAAUUGCCCAAAUGGACGGCAUUGGUGGCUAUGAGGGCUGGCGGUGGAUCUUCCUCCUAGAAGGUAUUGCUACUACUCUACUUGGAGUGCUUUGCUUCUUUUUCCUCGUCGAUUCUCCGUCGCUCUCUGGAAGCUGGUUGUCGCAAGACGAAAUCAGAUUUCUUGAGCUCCAAACAUUUGUGAAGCAAGGUGGGCGUUUCUCGGAACAAUCAGCCGAGAAUCGUUUCGACUGGUAUGAGUUCAAAAUGGUUCUCACCAACUGGAGGCUAUAUCUUCAAGCAUACAUCCUCCUUUGUAUCUCGGCAUGCUCAUACGGCACCAAGUUCACUCUCCCCUCCAUCAUCAAGGCAAUGGGCUUUUCCAACAACACAAUCGCUCAACUCAUGACAGUGCCUGCUUAUGUGGCUGGGGGCAUUUCUUCAAUAUUCUUCGCUUUCCUAUCUGAUCGUUUUCUCUGGCGGAUGCCCUUCGUCGUCAUCCCCUUAUUGCUCAUCGCCAUAGGCUACUCUGUUGUGAUGGGCUUCAACGGCGACCUAGGAGGCAGCCAUACCGGCCCUGGCUAUUUUGCUCUUGUGCUUACUUGCAUGGGUAUCUAUCCCGUCCAGCCUUCCGGAACCAGUUGGGCCGCCAACAACCUGGCUCCAACCAACCGCCGCGCGAUCGGAGUUGCCUUUUGCAUCUGUAUGGGCAACAUUGGUGGCAUUAUCGGUAGCUUCAUGUAUCUUGACAAAGAAGCGCCUUUCUACCACACAGGCUUUGGUCUUUCUUUGGCCUUUGGUGGCUCUGGCGUUCUUGCUGCCCUAUUUCUAGAAUUGAGUUAUAUAUGGGCUAACAAGCAAAGGUCCAAGAUUCCUGAAGAGCAUAUUAAAGCGCAGUUCUCGGAAGAUGAGCUUCUUAGGUUGGGGGACAAGAGUUUGCUUUUUAGGUACACGCUUUGA